CCAGACUCUUUGGAUAGUGACCGCGUCACAGAUACUACAGCCAGCCUAAUAUACACGUCAGUUGUCCCGUUUUUGCUUCUUUCGUGGACCGUGGAUCAAUAUUAUUGUUAAUUUGUCGUUUCACAUUUGUUUCUAGUUUGUUAGAGAUACGCUGUUAGAGAAACGCUGUUAGAUAGCAUAGCGUUUAACAGAAAACGAUCUCGUACGUAACGGUCACAUCUUCUUAUCAAUCAGAUCAACGAAUCAAACAAAUCACCAAUAACUCCAUCACGCAUCGGAUCAGAUCAAAUUGAGGUUUGACAUUUGAGAUCGGACUUUUUUAGCGUUUGAUAACAUUGAAUAUUAUUCAAACCAAAAUCAACCACCACCUCAUUUUAUUCUUUUGAUUCAGUAACUUCGUGUUUCCUGUUUCCCUAACCUUUUCCAGAUAUGGUCUCCUCGUACGACGUCGGAACCCGCUGUUGGUAUCCUGACCAGACGCUCGGCUGGAUUGGUGCCACCGUAAAGUCCAACAAACACAACGGCACCAAACACAUAUUGGAGCUCGAGUCAGAGACCGACUCCUCACAAAUCUUUACUGUCGAAACCGACGACCUUCAUGAAGACAACGACAAGUUACCUCCAUUGCGUAAUCCUCCUAUCUUGGAGGCUGCUGAAGAUCUUACUAGUUUGUCCUAUUUGAACGAACCAGCCGUGUUGCAUGCUAUCAAGUUACGUUAUUCUCAACUUAACAUCUACACCUACUCGGGGAUCGUUUUGAUUGCUACCAAUCCGUUUCAAAGAGUGGACCAAUUGUAUUCGCAGGACAUCGUUCAGGCCUAUUCAGGCAAGAGAAGAGGUGAAUUAGAUCCACAUCUUUUCGCCAUUGCCGAAGAUGCAUACAGAUGUAUGAAAGAUAACGCCGAGAACCAAACUAUCGUAGUAUCAGGUGAAUCGGGGGCCGGAAAGACUGUCAGUGCCAAAUACAUCAUGAGAUAUUUUGCUUCGGUUGAAGAAGAAUCGGAGUUACAGCACAAUAUUGGAACAGAACACAAGUCUGAUAUGUCUGACGUUGAAAAGCAAAUUUUGGCUACAAAUCCAAUUAUGGAAGCGUUUGGUAAUGCUAAAACUACUAGAAACGACAACUCUUCCAGAUUCGGUAAGUAUCUUGAGAUCUUGUUCAACAAAGAAACCUCGAUUAUCGGUGCCAGAAUCAGAACUUACCUCUUAGAAAGAUCGAGAUUGGUCUUCCAGCCGGAAUCAGAGAGAAAUUAUCAUAUCUUCUAUCAAUUGCUUGCUGGUAUGAGCGAAGACGACAAGUCCAAGUUAGGUUUAUCCAGCGCUGAAGACUACAAGUACACAAACCAAGGUGGCCAGCCUGUCAUUCAAGGUAUGGAUGAUAGUGAAGAGUUCAAAAUAACCAAAGACGCCUUGGCCUUGAUUGGAAUUGAUGAUAAUCAGCAAUUUGAAAUCUACAAGAUCUUGGCUGCUCUCUUACAUAUUGGUAACAUCGAAAUAGCGGCUACCAGAAACGAUGCACACUUAUCAUCAGACGAACCCAACUUGGUAAAAGCCUGUGAUUUGCUCGGUAUAGAUCCUAUGAACUUUAGCAAGUGGUGUGUCAAGAGGCAAAUCACCACCAGAUCCGAAAAGAUCAUCUCGAACUUGAACCACAAGCAAGCGAUUGUGGCCAGAGAUUCGUUUGCCAAAUAUAUUUAUGCUGCGUUGUUUGACUGGUUAGUUGACUACGUGAAUAAUGACUUAUGUCCUCCGGAAGUGGAAGCUCAAAUUAAUUCGUUUAUUGGUGUUUUGGAUAUUUAUGGGUUUGAACAUUUUGAAAAGAAUUCCUUUGAACAAUUCUGUAUUAAUUAUGCCAACGAGAAGUUGCAGCAGGAAUUCAACCAACACGUCUUUAAGUUGGAACAAGAAGAAUACAUCAGGGAGCAGAUCGAGUGGUCUUUCAUUGAUUUCUCGGAUAACCAGCCCUGUAUCAACUUGAUCGAAAAUAAGUUGGGUAUCAUGUCUCUUUUGGACGAAGAAUCGAGAUUACCUGCUGGUAAUGACGAGUCGUGGAUCGAGAAAAUGUACCAGACUUUGGACAAAGAGCCCACCAACAAGGUCUUCAAGAAGCCUAGAUUUGGUCAGACCAAGUUCAUUGUGAGCCAUUAUGCUCUUGAUGUCACCUACGACAUCGAUGGGUUCAUUGAAAAGAACAGAGAUACCGUUGGAGAGGGCCAUUUGGAAGUGAUGAAAAACACCCAGAACGAAUUGUUACAGUCUAUCCUUGCUAUCAUCGACAAGAACGCUGCUGCUAUAGAAGCUUCUAAACCUCAACAAGCCAACUCUCGUGUUAAAACAUCUGCUAGCAAGAAACCUACUUUAGGUACCAUGUUCAAAAACUCGUUGAUUGAGUUGAUGAAGACCAUUGAUUCUACCAAUGUACAUUACAUCAGAUGCAUCAAACCUAAUGAACAGAAGAAAGCCUGGGAGUUUGACUCGUUAAUGGUGUUGUCACAAUUGAGAGCCUGUGGUGUUUUGGAGACGAUCAGAAUCUCAUGUGCUGGUUUCCCAUCUCGUUGGACCUAUGUUGAGUUUGCUGACAGAUAUCAUAUCUUGGUUCCUUCUGAAGAGUGGAUCAAGGUUAUGAGUAACAAUACAACCCAAGAGUCUGUCAGUGGAUUGUGUAACCGAAUUCUCGAGGUCAACAUUGAAGACAAGAUGAAGUAUCAAUUGGGUAACACCAAAAUCUUCUUCAAAGCUGGUAUGUUGGCCCAUUUUGAAAAAUUGAGAGCCGACAAAUUACACAAGUCUGCUGUUAUAAUCCAGAAGAACUUGAGGAGACGUUUCUACCAGAAGAAGUACCAGGAAAUCAGAUCUUCUCAUAUCCAGUUACAGGCCUUGGUACGUGGUUAUGUCAAGAGAGAUCAGAUCAAAAAAGAAAUCGAAAACAACGCUGCCGUAUUGCUUCAAACUGCUAUCAGGGGCCAUUUGGUCAGAAAACAGAAGAAACAGACCUUGGAUUCGGUUAUUGUAUUGCAAAAAUCUAUCAGAGGUUUGCAGGCUAGAAGAAACUUCACACAAUUGCGCACUGAGAGAUCGACUCUUAUUCUCCAGAGUGCUUGGAGAGGAUACACUUCCAGAAGAGACUUCACGGCGCAAAAGAAGUCGGCAGUGGUGAUUCAGUCUGCUAUGAGAAGAAAGUUUGCUAUGAGAGACUUGCAGCAGUUGAAGGUUGAAGCUGCUUCCGUGAACAACUUGAAGGAAGUAUCAUACAAGUUGGAGAAUAAGGUGAUUGAAUUGACACAAUCUUUGACCUCCAAGAUUCAAGACAACAAGAAAUUGGUUGAAGAAAUCGCCAGCAUGAAGAGCUUGUUAGAGCAACAAGGAGCUGCUCAUGAGACAUUGAAAACCAGAGAACUUGAAUUCAACGAGAAAUUCUCUUCUCAAAGCGCAGAACACCAAGAAGAGCUUCAGAACUUGAACAAGGAAUUAGAAUCUAUCAAGAAUGAGUACACAUCUGCCGAGCAGAAGAUCGAACAGUUGUCCAAGGAACAAGCUGACUUGAGGCAAGAAGUUCAACGUAACAUUGAAGAAUUGAAUCAGGCCAAGGCUGACUUGGUGAGACGUGAUACUAUUGAAGUAGACUUAAAGAGUCACAUUGAACAAUUGAAAUCCGAACUUGCCACCUUGCAAUCCCAACAACUGCAACCAAGAGCUGUCGUUGGUAUCAAUAAUCCUAAGAGUAGAAACAUGAGCAAGCGCCACAGCAGUGCUAUGGCUUGGAAUUCGCCCAACUCGUUUGAGAAUGGUGGAAGACCAGUUUCUGUCAUUGCUGUUUCUAAUGAUGACGAAACUAACAUCGACGAUAUCAAUGAUGAAUUGUUCAGAUUAUUGAGAGAUUCGAGACAAUUGCACAGAGAAAUUGUUGAAGGAUUGUUGAAGGGAUUGAAGAUUCCGCCAGCUGGAGUUGCUGCCGACUUGACAAGAAAGGAAGUCUUGUUCCCAGCCAGAAUCAUCAUCAUCAUCUUGUCCGAUAUGUGGAGAUUGGGCUUAACCAAGGAAAGCGAAGAAUUCUUAGGUGAAGUAUUGUCUUCUAUCCAGCAUAUUGUGUCUACCUUGAAGGAUGACGAUGUGAUUCCAAAUGGUGCAUUCUGGUUAUCGAACACUCACGAAUUGUAUUCCUUUGUCUCGUAUGCUCAACAGACUAUUAUUGCCAAUGAUACUUUGUCACAUGAGAUGAGCGAAGAGGAGUUCGAUGAAUACUUGAAGCUCGUUGCUGUGGUUAAAGAAGACUUCGAAUCGCUUUCCUACAACAUCUACAAUAUGUGGAUGAAGAAAAUGGAAAAGGAUUUGGAAAAGAAGGCUGUUUCUGCUGUAGUCUUGUCGCAGUCAUUGCCGGGCUUCAUGGCUCCAGAGAACUCUCCAUUUUUGGCCAAGGUUUUCUCUCCUGGUGUGCAAUACAAAAUGGACGACAUCUUGAGUUUCUUCAACGCGGUCUACUGGUCGAUGAAGUCUUACUUCAUUGAACACGAAGUGAUGAAUGAAGUCAUCAUCGAAUUAUUGAGAUUCGUAGAUGCGUUGUGUUUCAACGAUUUGAUCAUGAGAAGAAACUUCUUAUCCUGGAAGAGAGGUUUGCAAUUGAAUUACAACGUGACCAGGUUGGAAGAAUGGUGUAAAGGCCAUGAAAUCCAGGAAGGUUCUGCUUACUUGAGUCACUUGUUACAGGCUGCCAAGUUGUUGCAAUUAAGAAAGAAUACCCCAGACGAUAUAGACAUCAUCUAUGAAAUCUGUUAUGCCUUGAAGCCUAUUCAGAUCCAGAAGUUGAUUUCUCAGUACUACGUCGCAGACUACGAGACCCCAAUUGCUCCAAAUGUGCUACAGGCUGUUGCUGACAAGGUCAAGGCUAACGAUUCAUCAAACGGUGACGACUUGUUUGAAUUGGUUGCUACCGAUGGUCAUUUCAAUGAUCCAUUCAGAACCAUCAACUUGAGACCUUUCUCUAGAGUGGAAGCAUACGUUCCAGCUUGGUUGAACUUGCCAGUUAUCAGAAGAAUCGUGGAAUUGGUAGCCAAGAAUGCAUCGGUUCAAGAAGCCGCCAAUAUUCAGGAAGAAGACGAAGAAGAACCCAUAGUUCCACGUAUUCAAAACGGUACCCGAGUGCAUUAACUGUAGCUCAUAAUUCCCUCGUCUGUGUAUAAAUAGUAACCUAUAUAUGUUUAUUAAUUGAUAGUAUUAUAUAAUAUGGCCCUAGAUCGCAAAUUAAUAAUCUUUAUUCU
Messenger RNA from Scheffersomyces stipitis CBS 6054, 5255 nucleotides. RefSeq names its product myosin 2 (gene MYO2). Gene Ontology annotation, cellular component: vesicle; actin cytoskeleton; cytoplasm. The record is from RefSeq and is a predicted model, not a curated record. Lineage: Eukaryota; Fungi; Ascomycota; Pichiomycetes; Serinales; Debaryomycetaceae. Bases 430 to 5145 code for a protein of 1571 amino acids. Gene Ontology annotation, molecular function: actin filament binding; ATP binding; microfilament motor activity. The transcript has a single exon. Gene Ontology annotation, biological process: vesicle transport along actin filament; actin filament organization.